Molecule: messenger RNA, 4811 nt
Organism: Micropterus salmoides (largemouth bass)
Lineage: Eukaryota; Metazoa; Chordata; Actinopteri; Centrarchiformes; Centrarchidae
Product: GON-4-like protein
Exons: 26
Coding region: 101-4090 (1329 amino acids)
Biological process (GO): regulation of DNA-templated transcription
Cellular component (GO): nucleus
Molecular function (GO): transcription coregulator activity
Source: RefSeq, a predicted model, not a curated record
ACGCGCUGCCGACGUCACAGUCACGUCGCAACGCACAGCAGGAAAUGUAGUUUUCGGCAGAUGCGUCUCGUCGUUGUGGCGGAGGUCAUGUUUCUCCAGAAUGAACCCGGUCCGCAAACGCCUCAAACUCAGCCCGUCCAAACCUGCUGUCAGCGCCAGGGCGCCACGUCCUCAGCUCCACUUCCAUGAUGCUUUGCUGCCGCCGCCUCCUGCUGCUCCUCCAGGGGGCGGAGCUGAGGAGGAUGAGGAGGGUUACCUGCUGGUGGAGGAAGACACCACCGACUCCAGCCUCAUCAUCACCAUGGAGGACAAUCAGGUGGAGGUGAAGGCAGCGAGGAGGAGAGCUAUGAGGAAGAGGAGGAGGAAAGUGACUGAAGAGGAAGAGGACGAGGGGGGCGGAGCCUCAGAGAGCGAGGACGAGGUGGCGGGCGUUGACAUGGAGAUUGACAGACAGCUGGACCAAUCAUUGGAGACAAAGUCCAAACAGCACAACCUGACCACGGUGAACGUCAGGAACAUCAUCCACGAAGUGAUCACCAACGAACACGUCGUGGCCAUGAUGAAAGCUGCCAUCAACGAGACAGAGGCCGUCCCUCCAUUUGAGCCAAAAAUGACCCGAUCCAAGUUUAAAGAAGUCGUGGAGAAAGGAGUGGUGAUUCCAGCCUGGAACAUUUCUCCCAUCAAGAAGACCAGUGAUGUCAACAAGCCUCCUCAGUUUGUGGACAUCCCUCUGGCUGAGGAAGACUCCUCUGAUGAAGAGUACCGUCCUGAUGAGGAAGAGGAGGACGAGACGGCUGAAGAUACGUUCCAGGAGAGCGACAUGGAGAGCACAGCCUCGUCCCCCAGAGGGAGUCGGCUGACCCGGGUGGAGGAGGACAGCUGCAGCCCCUGGCAGACUUCUCGUAGCCGCUCCAGACGUUUGAGGGCGGGAUCUGUCUCAAUGGGACCUCCCCCUCCUCCCAAAGCCCCACCUAUCAAAGCAGUGACUGACAGCAGCUUCUUGGAGGAACUUCAUGCUGUGGAGGAGGAGCUGGCUGUGUGUAUGGAGCCCUACCAGCCUCUGUCCGAGUCACAGGACGAGGUGGGUCUAAUGGCGUACCGGACUCGGUCCAAGCGUCCCCUACGUGACAUCCCGCUGGGCCGUCUGGAGGCAGAGCUCCGGGCUCCUGACAUCACACCUGACAUGUACGACUCCAGCUCCACCCACGAGGACAGGGAGUGGACUGAUUGGCUGAGAGGGCUAAUGACCUCAGAGAUAGAAAAUGAAGAGGAGUGUGACGAUGAAGAUGAUCCGGAAUACAACUUCCUGGCCGACGUCGAUGAACCCGACCAGGAGGAUUACCGUGACGACAAGGCUGUCCGCAUCACCAAGAAGGAGGUGAACGAGCUGAUGGAGGAGCUGUUCCAAACUUUGAAAGAAGACCUCGCAGGACAGGAAGUGGAAGAUGAAGGCCAUGAGGAAGAGGAGGAGCCUCAGGAGGAGACUCUCACUGUUGAAACACACACACCUGAGGAGCAGCACAACACAGGACCGGGCGAUGACGAGGCGGAGGACGGACCAAUCGCAGGGCGGCGUACGGUGAAGCAGCAGCUGGCGUUGAUCAGGAAGAGACAGCAGCUCGGUCUGCAGACACACACGCUGUGUAACACACACACACACAGCCCAGAGCCGUACACACUGAAGCUGGAGGGCCAGCAGAGGGGCCGCCUGCAGCAGCAGCUUCAGCAGCACAUCCAGCUGCUGACACAGAUUCACCUGUUGAGUUCACCUGUGGCCAAACUUCACAGUGAGGCUGAGACCACCAGACAGUUCCUGUUUGAGCUUGAGCUGUUGGCUCAGAGGGGCGAGCUGCUGAUGUCUUCGGGUCGUCCUGGUUUCUGCAGCGUCUUCAGAGCCUCCAACCUGCAGGGGGCGCUGCAGCUGCUGGAGGAGCUGCGACAGACCCCCAUCAGCUACCAGCCGCAAGACCACCCACCCGACACCAGAGGACACAUGCGUUGUUACCCCGUCAUGCCGGCUGAGCUGGCCUGGCUCUUUGCCACCCGUCCGGUCUUCCUCUACCCAGAGCUGCUACCCUGUGCCAGCCUGGACCCGGCGUUAUACUGCCCCCGCAGGACGGCUGCCUUCACUGCAGCUGAGGACUGCCUCCUGGUUCUCGGGCUCAGGAACAUGGAGGGGUCAUGUGACCCGACUAAGCUGGUGUCUCAGUUCCUGCUGAGGAAGACUCUGGUCCAGGUCCGACGGAGAAUCCUGCAGUGCUGCAGACCUGGUUUCCCUGACAACAUCGUCAAGGCGUUCAGGUACCAGCGGGUUCUGUGGCCGAUGCCGGUGGCCUGCCGUUACGUUAACCCUGCGGAGCAGCGCCCCCCGGUGGAGAGAGAGGAGCGAGUCAUGCCUCUGUGGCUGGUGAGGAGUCUACCAGUCAUAUACCCGACCAUCAAACGCUAUAACAGCCCGUCUGGCUCUGCCCCCGAGGCCCCGCCUCCUCGCAGCUCAGGUGGACCUCGUCAUAGUCAGCUAACCUUCCUCCGCUCUGCCUCAAACACCUACAGCUUCCCCCCCGGGACCAGAUACCCACACCGCCUUCCCAAAAACCUGGACUUCAGACGCAUUGGCUUUGUGCUGCUGCAGGAGCCCCUCCCCCUGACUCCCCCUGACUCCUCCCCCCUCCCUGACACCCAGGUGGACUCCUCCCCCCCACCUCGUUGCCCCCGAGAUCUCAGUCCUCCCCAAGUCCUCCUCCGCCGCUUCCUCCUUUCCAGGACCGACCCCCUCGCUGACGUCAUCACCAGCUCAUCCGACUCCAUGACGACAAGAGAGCGAAUCAGACGUCACUAUCGGAUUCUCACCAGCCUGAAGAGUAGGAGCAAUGAAGAGGCUCCUCCUCCUCCUGAAGAUCCCGCCCCCUCUCAGAUGGAGGUGCAUGAGAGCAAUGAUGUCAUCAGGAUGAACGAUGAGGAGGAGGAGGAACAAGGGGAGGAGAGGGAGGAAGAAGAGGAAGAGGAGGAGAGCGAGGUCUUCCUGGCUCUGUCUGAAUCCUCAUCCAGCUCCACAGGAAGUGUUGCCCUUGACGACGACCUGGCCGAACUCGAGGAGGCGGAGUCAGAGAGUGAACAGGAAGUGACUUGCAGAGCAGCAGCAGAGUCCCUCCUCCUGCCGCAGGAAGCGGACCAGAGGGGGUCUGAGGACAAGAGGGGGUCUGAGGACCAGAGGGGGUCUGAGGAGGAGGUCUUCGCUCAGGAUUAUCUCCUCAGAGUGUGUGAUGCGGUGCAGGGGUCACAGGGCCUCUCAGAGCAGCUGCUGCAGGUGCUGGAUCAGUUCUCGGCAGCGGGGCCCCUGGGGUCCCCGAAGGCUCUGUAUGACGGCCUGAGCUGUGUGCUGCAGCCGUGGCCUCAGCUGCUCAGAGACUUCGCCGCCUUCCUGAACCAAGGACAGGCCCGCCGCUGCGGACUGCUGCCGGAGCAGCAGCUGUUUGAACGCAGUCGGCGGUUUCUGAGGCGACUGGGGCAGAGCCUGGGAGAAGGCUCCGCCCCUUACCAGCAGGUGGUGUCGGUGCUGCAAGGAAGCGCCGCCCCCCCACCCGAUGACAUGGACAAGGUCUCCUCGCUCCUCAAACGCCACCCGGGCCUGCAGGAGGAAUUCUGGGAGUUUUUCCAGCAGCUUCACGGCCAGUCGUCACCCGUAGCAACCAGCUCCGAGACCGCGGAGAGGGACUGCGUUUCCCAGAAUCCUCCUGAUGGGAACGGGAAGAGAGUCGACCGCCAGGCGUCUGAAGAGUGCGAGACAGGAAGUGACCGAGAGGAAGGGGCGGAGUCAGAGCGACCGGUCUGCGCCAAAAACAUCUCGAUGACGUCAACCGGAGAGAAAGUCGUCGUAUGGACCCGGGAGGCGGACCGCGCCAUCCUGACCGCCUGUCAGCAGAGAGGAGCCAAUCGGAAAACGUUCAGACGUGUCUCCGCCCAGCUGGGGAACAAGACCGCCCAGCAGGUGAGUCUCCGUUUCCACGACCUGAUGAAUCUUUUCCACUCCGCCUUCCAAAAGUCCUCGGAGAGCCGGCCAGUCGGCACGCAGGAAGCAGCCCUGGGCUAGUUCCUCUGACCUUCUGCCGGUGUUGGGACGGCAGCUGAUCAGGAUCCAGUUCUCCGGAGCUCCGCUGUUCACUAAAGCUGGUCUCCCUUCGCUCUGGGUUCUCCAGAGAUCCAGAAGAACAUCCGGAUCUGUAGAAUCCGUCAGGACUCUAGAGCUCUCGAUGUGAUCUAGAACGAUGGUCGGCCUUCGUAUUUAAUGAUUAUUUAUUUUUGAUUGAGCUGAUGUCACAGAGACCCGCCCGCUGUGGCAGGGGACGUGGCCUCUGUGAUGUCACAGCGAGGUCAGAAACAAGAAGGAAACACUAAAGAAACGAAGUGACGAGAAGCUGAACUCUUCUUCUGCUGCUUUGAACUUCCUGCCUUUAGUUUUCUCACACCUGAUGGAACACCAGAUCGGGUUCUGCAAGGCCCCCCUGCUGAGAACCAGAGACGCUGCUGGUCCUGUGGAGCGCCACGUGAACUCUGCGUUUCCCUUCACAUUUUCAAACAUCAAACUUUUGCACUGAAAAUGAAAACGGAUGUUAUUCUUUCUGCAGCUGUAAAUCUGUUUCUGUUCGGAGGUUUAGUCUUCCCAUGAUGCACCACCUGAUCCAUCCCAUGGUUCCCAGCGGACUUAUGUUCGUGACGUUCCGUCAAGCUUUUUAUAGGAAAUGUUUGUUUAUCAUAUUGAAUAUGAAUGGAUGAAGGUCGACUGCUUCAAUAAAACAUUUUUACGUUUUUCA